AUGUACGUACGCACCAUGGGUCCAGGAUACGAUCCUGGGGGUCUGAAGAGUACUGUAUUACGGAACGCGGCAUUACUUUGGCAGACCGCCAAAUCAAAAAGGGCUGCCCGCCUGCAUGUCAGACGCGAUCAGCUCAACUUUUGCGAUGAGCAGUACUAA
Plenodomus lingam JN3 is the source of this 159-nucleotide messenger RNA. NCBI's taxonomy places the organism in Eukaryota, Fungi, Ascomycota, Dothideomycetes, Pleosporales, Leptosphaeriaceae. The record is from RefSeq and is a predicted model, not a curated record.